CAUCACCGUACUAAUCCAGCAUCCCUCCCUCUGCUUUAGUAUUAGCCCAGACCAUCCUCUGCGUCUCGCCGCUUCUCCCCAUGCCCACUCCUCCACCGGUCCGGGCUUCCUCCUAGUACCUCUUCUAACUCUAGCGAAGAAAGUACUCGCAAAUCAACUCUUCCCCUGGGCGGGGGAAGCCGUCAUUUGAGGUCUUAAAUAUAGGAGGCGCGAGUAAGUAAACAAUUGUAGAAGCCGAGCGGGGCGUUUGCGGCAUCCGCAACCCACUCUAUGCUCUCCGAUCCGUGGCUCACCUGUCAGCGCGCCGUCUCCCUCCAGACCGACGCCGCAAGCACCGUGACGAAAGAAGCCGAAGCCACCGGCGCAUCAACCCCACCAAGAAGCGAGGCAGAGCCAUGGGCAAGAUCAAGAUGCCGGUGCCCUCGUUGUUCCGCCGCGGCCGCCGCUCCAAGUCUCCGUCGCCGCCGCCGAAGGCUGAGUCGGUGUCCGGGGGCGGGUCCCCUGAGCGGACGGCGGAGGAGGAGAUGGAGCGGGUGUUCCGCAAGUUCGACGCCAACGGCGACGGGCGGAUCUCGCGGUCGGAGCUCGCCGCACUGUUCGAGAGCCUGGGCCACGCCGCCACCGACGACGAGGUGGCGCGCAUGAUGGCCGAGGCGGACGCCGACGGCGACGGGUUCAUCAGCCUCGACGAGUUCGCGGCCCUCAACGCCACCGUCGCGGGCGACGCGGCCGCAGUCGAGGAGGACCUCCGCCACGCCUUCAGGGUGUUCGAUGCCGACGGCAACGGCAGCAUCUCCGCGGCCGAGCUCGCGCGCGUGCUCCGCGGCCUCGGCGAGUCGGCGUCCGUCGCUCAGUGCCGCCGCAUGAUCGAGGGCGUCGACCAGAACGGCGACGGGCUCAUCUCCUUCGAGGAGUUCAAGGUCAUGAUGGCGGGAGGCGGCGGCUUCGCCAAGAUCGCAUAGCCUCGCACCAUAGGUCCUUGCAUCCGUCGAAUUUGCUCGAGCUUUUCCUCUUUUCCCCCCUGAACCUUCUCUACCCAAGCGUGCCGUGUGCGAUGGAAAUUAACUGUAUAUACAACGAUUAAAUGAUUGCUAGCACUAGAUUCUUUCUACUAAUAAUUGCGAACAGCGAAUAUUGGUUGGAAAUUUGAGGCUGGAAAGCAGUGGUUCAGAGUAAUUCGUUUAUCUGUUCUGCUUCUGGCUCUAGAGAUGCCUAUGCUCCUUCAACUGGUGAAGAGCAUACGAUUCGAAUCUUUGGAUCUUGCAUUCUUGCUUCCAUUGUUCGAAAUCUGGAUGCCCAUAUAUCCACUUAAUCAAAUCCUAUACUUUCUUGGGCUUCAUUUUGUAGUGUUCUUGUUUGAUUUAGUUGGAUCCGAUGGAAAUAUGACAAGUUCUCUAGUUUGAAGCAA
Messenger RNA from Phragmites australis (common reed), 1408 nucleotides. RefSeq names its product probable calcium-binding protein CML10. Lineage: Eukaryota; Viridiplantae; Streptophyta; Magnoliopsida; Poales; Poaceae. The record is from RefSeq and is a predicted model, not a curated record. Bases 396 to 962 code for a protein of 188 amino acids. Gene Ontology annotation, molecular function: calcium ion binding; enzyme regulator activity. The transcript has 2 exons.